CCCGAAGUACGGGCGGAGAAGCUGUUGGAACCGGCUGAGGCAGGACUCGCACCAGCUAGGCGUCUGCGCCACGGACGCCGCCGGUUCCGCUUGGCUGGCUGGUUCGCUUUCGCUUCGGCUGGGUUCCGCUCUGCCCUGCUCGGCUCGGCCCGGCCCGGCUCGGCUCGGCUCCGCUCGGCCUGUCCCGGCCCGGCUCGGCUCGGCCCGGCUCGGCCUUGGCUCGGCUCGGCUCUGUCCGGCCACCGCUCCCAUCGGUCCGCUAGAGGCUGCCGCGGGACCGGUGCCCCUUCGCGUCCCCGAGGCGACUGCGCCCAGUGCUGGCGCCGUCUCCGGUCUGUGCCUUGACGGCGGGUGGCUCGUGACGAGGCUCCGGGUUUUGGUGCUGGUUCCCAGCUGGUCCUCGUCGUAUGGGAAGCCUCCACGCAGGUGUCUGAAGUGGAUCUGGAUUUUUAAGAAUCCUUUAGCCUGCGCUGCAAGGUGCACGUGUGUUGUCUGCAGUCGCUGGUAACUGCUGCGUGUGACAGUGGAGGCUUCGGAGCUGGGACCGCUGGAGUUUUUGUGUGCCUUUGGGAAGCAUGCCCGGAUGAAUGAGCAGUUGGGACAAAGGGAAGAUUAGACAGGAGCGCACCAGUACAAGAACAAAACUUUUAAAACAACCGAGUUUUCUUGAUACUGUAUACCUUUUAAGAAAGGAGGAGGAUGAUUCCGUCUCUGCCCACCAUGACUGUCCUCAUCCCGCUGGUCUCGCUGGCAGGCCUGUUCUACUCCGCCUCUGUGGAGGAAGGCUUCCCAGAGCGCUGCACCAGUGCCAACAGCCUGUGCUUCUACAGCUUGCUCUUGCCGGUCACCGUACCGGUGUACGUCUUCUUCCACCUGUGGACAUGGAUGGGCCUGAAGCUCUUCAGACAUAACUAGGGAGCCGAGGCCCUGUGCUGGGGCUGCGUCCGGAGUCGUGCAUGGGGCAGGAGGUUCUGCCCCAAAGUGUUGCAGAUUCAACUGUUAAUGCUGUAGCUGAAAAAUACUUCAAUAAAAUGUCUAGAGGGAGAGGAACAUGACCAGUCUUCAUC
Mastomys coucha (southern multimammate mouse) is the source of this 1067-nucleotide messenger RNA. RefSeq names its product phosphatidylinositol glycan anchor biosynthesis class Y (gene Pigy). Lineage: Eukaryota; Metazoa; Chordata; Mammalia; Rodentia; Muridae. The coding region runs from base 700 to 915 and encodes 71 amino acids. The record is from RefSeq and is a predicted model, not a curated record. The transcript is spliced from 2 exons.